Molecule: messenger RNA, 1626 nt
Organism: Candida albicans SC5314
Lineage: Eukaryota; Fungi; Ascomycota; Pichiomycetes; Serinales; Debaryomycetaceae
Exons: 1
Coding region: 1-1626 (541 amino acids)
Source: RefSeq, a predicted model, not a curated record
AUGAUGGAUAAUUUGAAUCAAGAUCCAAAUUCAGGUGUUUCACAACAUAACGAUCAACACCAGCUCCAGUUUUCUCACAACCCUUCCUUGUCUAACACUCACCAACAUAAUAGUGCAGACCCUCAACAACAACAACAACAACAAUUGCACCAAUUGGCUCAAUUGCCAACUCAAACAAAUGAAUUACAUCCACAACACCAAUUACCGCAAAUGCAACAACAGCAGCAACAGAUUCAAAAUCAAUUCCAACAACAAUUGUUUCAACCAAAUCAUCAAGAACAUCAAUUACCUUCACAACAGAUCCCACUACUAAAUUCUCAAGCUCAAACUCAAGCUCAACCCCAACCCCAACCUAUGUUACGAGUACCAUCACAAAACCCACCUGCCAUUAUGCAGUCUUCCCCAGAUCCCCUAGUAGUCACCAAUGGAGCAACCGCAUUAUCUGAGUCAUUAUCGAUGAAUAGAAAACACAAUGAUAAUUUAUCCGAUACGGGGAAAACCUGUCGAUUUUGUAAGAAACAAUUUAGUCAACGAGGAUCUUUAAUUCGACAUCUUGAUUUGAAAAAAGGUGAUUUAUUACAUCCAAGUAAUGAAGUGACAAUUAUUAGAAACCAAAAUCGACGAAGGAAUAGUAGUGUUGAUGUCAAUUUUAGUUCUAUUGAAAAAUCUGAAUCUCAAUCCGGUGGUAAUACCCCUUUAAUGACUAGUGAAUCAUUCAAUGGUACAAAUACCAAUUCUAAACUGGGUAAAAAGAGAAGAGUACUUAAAAAAUCAUUGGCGAUAUCACAAAUAUCAUGUGAUUCAGCAAGUGGACAACGAGAGAAAAGUAAAUUAAGAAGAAAAUUACGUGAUCGAAGAAUUAAGGCAAAGUUAUUGACAAAUGAUUGGUUCCAAGAUUUAUUUGCUCAAAAGCCAUUACCAAAAUUUGAUAACUUGGAUGGUAAUGGCAACAAUAAUAGUCUGAUAGCAGCUGAAAUAUUUUGCCAAUUGGUUGCUUUAUACCUACCCAUCAAUGAUUGGCCCGUGAAAAUACCAGAUGAAACUUGUCUUACCCCAACAAUUGAAAGAAUGAGGGUUAGAGAAACCCAUAAUUUGAUCAAUUUGUUAAACAAGAGUUUUUUGGUGUAUCAAAAAUUGACAACCGUGCAAAAGAAACAACUAUGGAUUAAUGAAUCGCAGAGAAUAUUACAGGCAAGCAUCGGAAGCUUUUCACUUUGUGAUUUACAUAAUAUUAAAGGGGUUAUUGCCAAAAGAGAGCAAGCCAAUUUUGAAGAAAUUUGUCGUAAUGAUAAAUUAUCUGCAUUUGUUGAAGUGGAAAAUAGUCCGAAUCAUCAUGGAGGGGUUCUGGGAGUAGAUGAUGAACGAGAAGCAGAUAUAGAGGAAGAAGUAGAUGAGGAUGACGACGAUGAAGUAAAUAGCACUCAAGUCGAGAAAGUGAAACUGAUAACACCACAAAAACGGAAAACGCAAUCGAUUCUGGGUCAAGUACAAUUAAACACUCAACAGAAUCCUGCUAAUCUUCACAAUUCGUCGCGCAUUCAUGGUGAACCAUACAUUCAAAAGAUUCCAGAAGUUCAACAUAAUAAUUUUGAAGAUUUUGGAACAUAUUUUGAUAAAUUCUAUUAG